AUGUUCGCCAUUGCCUCCAUCGUCGGUCUAUCCAUUGCCGCUUCCCUCGUUGCCGCAGCACCUUCCGGCGAGGUUGUAUCGAGCUUGACCAAGCGCGUUGUGUACAGCUGCUCAGACGACUCCCAAGGCUCUUUCGCCACCGCCUCAUACUCGGAGGCGCAGAUUCUGGCGAACAAUGCCGUGUCGUACAUGGCCGCGAACGGCGCAGAUUCCCUCUUUCAGACUUACUUUGGCAAUACGUCGACUGCCUGGCCACAGUGGCUCUACAAUCAGAUCGGGACUGAACACGGCACGAACUUCACUAUCAACUGCAAUCCCACGACCCAAUGCGGGUCGAACACGAUCGCGGACACUGUCUGGCGUGAUGUUAUAACGACCCACCAUCAGGGUUCCACAACUUGGACGACGGUCGGGGAUUACUCUGCUACGACAUACCUGUGCUCGAUCUUCUUCAACCGGGCUCCACUUGCGUCUCUCUGCACCGGAGCGUCGUCCGGUCGCGCUGACUCUCUCGUCCAUGAGAUGUCCCACGCUUUCGGUCAUACCAAAGACUAUGUGUACGGCUGUUCCAACACGCGCGCUCUUGCCAUCUCAAACCCUGAUGAGGCCGCGAACAACGCCGAGAACUUUGGGUGCUUCAGCAUUGCUGCGUACCAGGCCACUCAAUGUGGGGCUUAG
Molecule: messenger RNA, 678 nt
Organism: Peniophora sp. CBMAI 1063
Lineage: Eukaryota; Fungi; Basidiomycota; Agaricomycetes; Russulales; Peniophoraceae
Source: the annotation of a GenBank genome assembly